Alternaria postmessia is the source of this 408-nucleotide messenger RNA. RefSeq lists its product as uncharacterized. The record is from RefSeq and is a predicted model, not a curated record. The transcript has 3 exons. Bases 1 to 408 code for a protein of 135 amino acids. Gene Ontology annotation, molecular function: catalytic activity. NCBI's taxonomy places the organism in Eukaryota, Fungi, Ascomycota, Dothideomycetes, Pleosporales, Pleosporaceae. Gene Ontology annotation, biological process: nucleotide metabolic process.
AUGUCUUCUGCUGCAUGCAUCUUUUGCAAGAUCAUCAAGGGCGAGAUCCCUUCGAUGAAGAUCUUCGAGAGCGAGAAGACACUUGCUUUCCUUGACAUCGGCCCAUUGAGCAAGGGCCAUUCGCUAAUCAUCCCCAAACAUCAUGGCGCAAAGCUUCACGACAUACCCGACGACCAACUGGCCGAAGUCCUGUCCGUCACGAAGCGCAUUGCCAUCGCUCAAAACAUCCAAGACUAUAACAUUCUGCAAAACAAUGGAAGGAUUGCGCAUCAAGUUGUGGAUCAUGUGCAUUUCCACCUCAUUCCCAAGCCAAAUGAGCAAGAAGGGCUGGGCAUUGGCUGGCCAACCAAGGAGGCGGACAAGGGCGAGCUAAGCAAGCUAUUGGAGGAGAUCAAGAGUAAGAUGUAG